Symbiodinium sp. CCMP2592 is the source of this 1269-nucleotide messenger RNA. NCBI's taxonomy places the organism in Eukaryota, Dinophyceae, Suessiales, Symbiodiniaceae. The record is from the annotation of a GenBank genome assembly.
AUGCUGCGCAUUUGGUCGGCCAUGUCGGGUAAGGAGCUAGCGAGCAUCCCUGCAGAGAAGGUAGAUGAUGUGAGGGCACUAAAGCUUCUGUUGCAUAGCGAACACGGGUUGCCUCCGCGAUUCAGGCAAAGGCUGGUUUAUCUCAACUCUGUUUCGGAUGGGGUGUUGGAUGACUUCGUCAAGCUGGACUCGCCCAUGGACCUUCAGCUGGUUCUCAUUCCAUAUGUCCAGUCAUCGCAAACUGACGCAGACAAGCUGGCGGCUGCCGCAGCGGACGGCUCCUUGUCCGAGGUCGAGGCCAAGCUGCAGAAACCCCAAGAUCCAAACCUGGUCGACUCGCGUGGCAACAGUGCACUGGGGCUGGCGGCAGACCGUGACCGCACGGACGUCGUGUUCUUGCUGUUGGAUGUAAACCUGGCGCUCAACGGCUUCAUCCUGACUUUCGCGUCUUCAAGAGGAGCCGUUGAGCUCUUGCGUUUACUUCUGAAUGCCAGAGCAGACCCCAACAAAGCCAGCCCGGACGGCUCCACUGCCCUGUUUGCCGCUGCCCAAAAAGGCCAUGUUGAGAUUGUGGGUAAGCUCCUGGAUGCCGGCGCGGACAAGAGCAUCAUGAGCUUCGCCGCCAAGGAUGCCGGCCGCACUUGCUUGAUGGUUGCUGCGGAAAGUGGGCAUGCUGAUGUUGUGCGAAUGCUCCUGGAGAGCGAGGAGGACACAAAGACCCGGAAGUUGAAUACAGAUUUCGCCAACGCUGCCAAGUUUACCGCCAUGAUGUAUGCUUCUGCAAGGGGCCACGCUGGUGUUGUACAUCUGCUCCUAGAUUUCGGUGCCAAUGUUAACUUCUCAAGCAAAGGAGGCCGCUCUGCCUUGAUGUGUGCUUCCUUAGCAGGCAAAAGUGCUGUCGUGCGUUUGCUGCUGAACUCCGGCGCGGAUGUGAAUUUGUCAAGCCACGGGGGCUCCAACGCCCUGAUGCUGGCAAGCUCUGCAGGCGAAAUUGAGGUCGUGCGGUUGCUGCUAGAGUCCGGUGCCCGCGCGAACCUCGCAAGUGAUGCCGGUUCCACUGCUCUGAUGCACGCUUCUGCGCAGGGCCAUGUUGCUGUUGUGCAGCUACUCCUGCAGUUCGGCAUCGACAAGAUCAUUGUCAACAAUGCCGGCUCCACUGCCCGAAUGCUGGCUCGUCUGAGAGGCCACAGCGAGGUUGAGCGUUUGCUGCUGGACGAUCAGGUCAAAUGGAGAUUUGCUGCUCCAAGUCGAGGCAAUCGGGCCUGCUAA